This is a messenger RNA of Leishmania major strain Friedlin, 1035 nucleotides long. RefSeq lists its product as hypothetical. The transcript has a single exon. Bases 1 to 1035 code for a protein of 344 amino acids. NCBI's taxonomy places the organism in Eukaryota, Euglenozoa, Kinetoplastea, Trypanosomatida, Trypanosomatidae. Gene Ontology annotation, biological process: SCF-dependent proteasomal ubiquitin-dependent protein catabolic process. The record is from RefSeq and is a predicted model, not a curated record. Gene Ontology annotation, cellular component: SCF ubiquitin ligase complex.
AUGUGUAGAGUAACACGCGUUGAGCUCACGAGCGACGAUGAAGUCGACGAUGUAGUGCAGCGCGAAAUACUAGACAUUCUCUGUCUUCUUCAGAACGAAGUCAUCUCAUUACGUCUGGGCAAACUGCACAUGAAAAACGCUGAGUUGGCACCUCGCCUACCCUUGAUGAACUCCCUUUCUCUUGAUAGCUGUGAUGGUGGAAUUGAGAAAUUUAUCAGCGCACUUAGCACAGCAGCAGAGAUACUCGAAAUAUCUGACUGCUUUUGUUUGUCAGACGCGAUGUUCGAAUCUAUGCCAACGACCGAAGUGCACCGUCUGGUUCUCGACAACACAAAUGUGGCGACCUCGUGGCUGGAGCACCUGAAAUGCACGCAUUCAGUGCAGACACUGAGCUUGAUGGACUGCUGCAAGAUCGACGCUCUGCGAGUAAGUGCUUUCCCAGAGUUGCGACGCCUACUGCUGUGCCGCACCCCGAUAGCAAGUGAAUCGCUGAAAGGUGUUGAAAAAUGCAGUCAUCUUCGGAUUGUGAAUCUGGGAGGGUGCCAAGAGAUUGUUGAUGUCAACGCGUUUGGGGCGUUGAAACAGCUUCGCGAGCUUUUCUUACAUGAAACAUCUGUAACCAAUGCUGGUAUUGCAGCGCUUGCUGAUUGCGAGCGACUCGAAAAGCUCAAUUUGGGUGGCUGCGUUCAUGUUUCCAAUGUCAACCAUCUCGGGAGCUUGGUUAAUCUUUUGGAGCUGCAUCUUUGGAGUACGAAGGUGACGAAUUCAGGAAUAGAGGGUCUGGCCUCAUGCUGUUCGCUGAUGGAGCUUGUCUUGGACGACUGCGUCCGAAUAACAGAUGUUCUGCCGCUUGGAUGCUUGCAAUCGAUUCGAUGGCUUUCACUGAUUGGCACAGAGGUCGACGCCCGGGGCGUCAAGGGACUGAUUCACUGUCAAAAAUUAGAGACGUUGGCUCUUGGGGGAACGCGAAUCGCUCAUCCACCAAAGCUGUGGAGACACGAGGCUAUUGUUGAGUAUCUUGAAAAUCUAAUCUGA